AUGUCGGGCGAAACCUCGAAAUGCUCAGAUGAAGCAGGCGAGAAACUCUGCUCCGUCGUCAAGAGCCACAAAGUAGUGGUUUUCACUAAAGAGCACGAUCCUUUGAGCUUCGAGGUGGUUGAGACGCUCAAACAGAUCAAUCCGAAAGACAUGCACAUCGUAAACAUUGACAAGUGCGACUGCAAGCACGCUGAGGAGCUUCUCAAGUCAAAAACGGGCGAUCGUCCCGGCCCGCGUGUUUUCAUCGACGGCAAGUUCGUUCAGGACCUAGAAACCUCUCUAAAAGAUACGGAUCUAAGGGAAGUCCUUGAGAAGAAAUGCAAGGAUGCAGGUGCUUUGUAG
Neospora caninum is the source of this 342-nucleotide messenger RNA. RefSeq names its product putative glutaredoxin. The transcript has 4 exons. Bases 1 to 342 code for a protein of 113 amino acids. NCBI's taxonomy places the organism in Eukaryota, Apicomplexa, Conoidasida, Eucoccidiorida, Sarcocystidae. The record is from RefSeq and is a predicted model, not a curated record.